UUUAGUGACACGUAAUAUGUCGGUGUCCAUUUAAUCUUAUUUGUAUGUCCAAAAUCUUUCUUCAUUAAAAUGAAGAUUUCAAUAAUUUUAACGAUUACAAUUUAUUUCUGUUGUGUCUCAGCAGUACAAGAGACCUUGGUUCUAGUUGAUAAUUUAAAUAUAAGGGAAACACAUUCACAAUUUUUCAAAUCAUUGCAAGAUCGUGGAUAUAGUCUUACAUAUAAAUUGGCUGAUGAUGCUAGUAUCGUACUAUCGAAGUAUGGAGAGUACUUGUACAAAAAUUUAAUAAUAUUCUCGCCGUCCGUCGUCGAGUUUGGUGGACAAUUAGAUACCGAAGCCAUUACCAAGUUCAUAGAUGAUGGUGGUAACCUGCUCAUGGCCGGCAACGCUGCCGCCGGGGAUAUCUAUAGAGAAAUUGCUUCCGAGUGUGGUUUUGAGAUGGAUGAAGAAUCAGCCGCAGUGAUUGAUCACUUCAACUAUGAUGUCACUGAUGAAAGUGAUCAUACCAGGAUUGUCGUAUCUCCCAAGAAUCUGAUUAGUGCACCAACAAUUGUAGGAGUUCAGAAUACUCAACCCCUACUGUUUGAAGGGACUGGACUGAUCUUAGACAAAGAUAAUAGUUUGGUGCUCCCAAUAUUGAUUGCUGAUAGUACUGCAUACAGUUACAAUCCUAAGAGUCAGGUGAAGGAGUACCCUCAUGCAGUCGGCCGCAAGACAGUUCUCAUUGCAGCUCUGCAGGCCAGAAACAAUGCCCGCAUUGUGUUCAGUGGGUCACUGUACUUCUUCUCUGAUGAAGCAUUCAAUUCACCUGUCUCCAAAGUGCAUGGUGACAAAGUGAAGUCCGAUGUGUCAGGGAAUAAGGCUUUAUCAGUGCACUUGAGCCAGUGGGUGUUUGGUGAGCGCGGCCGCCUGCGUGUGCGCAGUGUGCAGCACAACAGACAAGGCGAGAAGGAGUCCUCCAACACAUACACCAUCACAGACACCGUUGUAUACAGAAUUGAGAUUGAAGAACUGAGGAGUGACAAAUGGCAACCAUUCCAAGCUGAUGAUGUGCAGCUGGAAUUUGUCCGUAUCGAUCCCUUCGUACGUACCACACUGAAGAACAAAGGCAAUGGAGUGUAUGAAGCUGUCUUUAAGAUCCCAGAUAUCUGGGGAGUUUAUCAGUUCAAAGUGGACUACGACAGAGUGGGUUACACAAGACUGUACCAUUCCACACAGGUGUCAGUGCGACCCUUGCAGCAUACACAGUACGAGCGGUUCAUCCCCAGUGCGUACCCUUACUACGUGAGCGCAUUCUCCAUGAUGGUCGGCGUGUUUCUCUUCUCCUUCGUCUUCCUUUACUACAAGGAGGACACAACUAAAUCUAAGAGUGAUUAAAUAAUUUUAUUUAAUCCAAUUUUUUAUGUCACUAAAGUAAUUAGAAGGUUAUUGUUGUGAAUGGCAUAAAUAUGUGUGUGCGACUGUAUUAUUAAUCAAAUUAUGGUUUUUAAUUUCGUGGUAAUAAAGAUUUUUUCCUUA
Achroia grisella is the source of this 1518-nucleotide messenger RNA. It is a transcript of the gene Ost48, whose product is annotated as dolichyl-diphosphooligosaccharide--protein glycosyltransferase 48 kDa subunit. Gene Ontology annotation, cellular component: oligosaccharyltransferase complex; endoplasmic reticulum membrane. The record is from RefSeq and is a predicted model, not a curated record. The transcript has 7 exons. Lineage: Eukaryota; Metazoa; Arthropoda; Insecta; Lepidoptera; Pyralidae. The coding region runs from base 70 to 1377 and encodes 435 amino acids.